CACUUUGCCAUUCAUCACAGGAUUAAACACCACAGUACCAACACCAGCUGAAUAGACGACAGUGUGAUCAGCCAGCUUGAUUGGCACACGAUAUGGGGUAUAGUGGUGCACCCAAUGACGAUGAGGUGUCAUAUGAGAAGUGGCGCCUGUGUCUGCAUUCCAACCAAUGUCAGCAUCAAGUUGAAGAGGGCAGUGAGGAUCAGAGGGAUGAAUGGAACAAAGACUUGCAUUUCCAGCUGAUUCAGUGACCACAGUAGAUGAAUUGGCAUUGUUGGGCGAAGAUUUGGG
Molecule: messenger RNA, 288 nt
Organism: Serpula lacrymans var. lacrymans S7.9
Lineage: Eukaryota; Fungi; Basidiomycota; Agaricomycetes; Boletales; Serpulaceae
Exons: 1
Coding region: 93-248 (51 amino acids)
Source: RefSeq, a predicted model, not a curated record